AUGUCGAAAGCUGAGCCUCGUCUCAUUUUUUCUCCUGAGAAUGUAGAAUGCGCGUUUACAAAGGUACCAUACACAGACUGCAUUUCCUCCUUUACAGAUUCGCUUCACGUUUUGUCUCUAUCUUCUUUUCAUUGUUUCUAUCCCCGACUCUGGCACAUUGUUAUUCUUUCUGUUCUCUUUUGCAAGUCUAUCACUUUUCUCUUUCUUUCUUUGACCACCCUUUUUAUUAUUCUGUUCAUGCUCUUUGUUUCUUUUUAUUUGUUUUUGAAUUCUUUCUUUCUUUUUCAAAUUGUCUCUUUUUAUCUUUUUGCUGACGAUAUUUUGUUUUCUUUUUUAUAUUUUUCUUUUUUAUUUAACUUUUUCUUAAUUUUCUUUUCUUCCUCCCUUUAUGUUUCUUUUAUUCUUUUUUCAUUAUUAUUUUAUACUUUCAUUUUCUUUCUAUGUUUUGUUCUUUUUUUGUUUUAUUUUGUAUUCGUUAUUCUUUAUUCGCCGUUUUGUUUUUGUUUUCUUCUUCAUUCUUUCAUUCUUUCAAUCAUUUAUUCUUUCAUUCUUUCAAUCAUUCAUUCUUUUAUUCUUUCAAUCAUUCAUUCUUUCAUUCUUUCAAUCAUUUAUUCUUUCAUUCUUUCAAUCAUUCAUUCUUUUAUUCUUUCAAUCAUUUAUUCUUUCAUACUUUCAAUCAUUCAUUCUUUCAUUCUUUCAAUCAUUUAUUUUUUCAUUCUUUCAAUCAUUCAUUCUUUCAUUCUUUCGUUCUUUUUGAUCACCUUUUUAUCUCUUUGCUCGCGUUACUUCUUUCAUUUUUCUUUUAUUUACUCCUUUGUUUUUUUUUUUUCAUUUUCAUAUAUUUUUUCUUUUCAUCUUUUUCUUCAUAUUUUUUCACAGUUGUUUUCGUUCUUCUUGUCUCUUUUACAGUUUUCCCAGCGAAUGUUUCUUUUCUAUUUUUUUUUCGUGAUUUUAUCACUUGUUUUUCGCUUCGCCAUUUUUGUACGUUCUCUUUUCCUUUUUAUCUUUCUGUAUAAAUUUCUCCCCCACCCACGUUUUCUUUUUUCCAUUUUUACUCCUUUUAACUAUCGUAUUUUGUUUGUAUUUGUCAUUUAUCUCUUUUCUUUUUUCUAUCUUUCUGAUGUACUUUUUCUGUCUUUGUCACCUUUUUUCUUUCUUUCCAUUCUUUAUAUAAGUAUUCGUUUUUUUUUUCUUCACUUCUUUUCUCCCUCUUUCAUCAUUUUUGUUUUUUUGCUUUUCUUUCUUGGCUGUAUCUCUUCUCCUUUAUUUCUGCUUAACUAA
Molecule: messenger RNA, 1281 nt
Organism: Acanthosepion pharaonis
Lineage: Eukaryota; Metazoa; Mollusca; Cephalopoda; Sepiida; Sepiidae
Source: the annotation of a GenBank genome assembly